AUGGAUGAAGUGAAGCUGCUUGGAACAUGGCCAAGUCCUUUAUAUUAUAGAGUUGUUUGGGCCUUGAAAUUCAAAGGUAUAGCAUACAAGUUCAUAGAAGAUUUGACCAACAAAAGUCCCCUUCUUCUCCACUAUAGUCCAGUUCACAAGAAGAUACCAGUAUUGUUACAUGGAGGAAACUCAAUUUGUGAGUCUAUGAUUAUUCUUGAAUAUAUCCAACAGAUUUGCCCACAAAAUUCUUUGCUUCCAACUCAUCCUUAUGGUAGAGCCGUCGAUCAUUUUUGGAUUAAAUUUACCGACGAAAAGGCUCCAGCAAUAUGGAUGGGUUUUAGAAGUAGUGGAGAAGAACAAAAGAAGGCGGUUGAGGAUAGCCUGGAAAUGCUACAAAUGAUUGAAGAGCAUGCGGUUGGAAUGAAGUCAUUGUUUGGGGGAGAUGAGAUUUACAAGGUGGAUAUAGCUUUUGGUCAACUUAUGUGGUUACAAUUGAUUGAAGAUGUAACAGGUGUUAAGCUACUGGAAGCUACCAAUUUCCCUCGUUUACAAAGAUGGUUCCAUAACUUCAAACAAGUCCCGGUAAUCAAAGCAAACCUCCCUGAUUACCAACACAUGUUUGGUUUCUUCAAGAGGAGCAGGGAAAUACCAUUCCAUUCCCACUCAUUGCUUUGUAAAUGUAGAAAUCAGCUUUUGAAAGCUGCACUCACUUGA
Hibiscus syriacus is the source of this 705-nucleotide messenger RNA. RefSeq names its product probable glutathione S-transferase. The transcript is spliced from 3 exons. Lineage: Eukaryota; Viridiplantae; Streptophyta; Magnoliopsida; Malvales; Malvaceae. Gene Ontology annotation, cellular component: cytoplasm. Gene Ontology annotation, molecular function: glutathione transferase activity. The coding region runs from base 1 to 705 and encodes 234 amino acids. The record is from RefSeq and is a predicted model, not a curated record. Gene Ontology annotation, biological process: glutathione metabolic process.